AUGGUGGACCAACAGUUGGAAGAUAAAAAACAAACUGCUGCAGAGAAGAUGGUGGACCAACGGUUGGGAGAUGAAAAACAAACUGCUGCAGAGAAGAUGGUGGACCAACAGUUGGAAGAUAAAAAACAAACUGCUGCAGAGAAGAUGGUGGACCAACGGUUGGGAGAUUCGGCAACCACGGACAGUACCGAUACUCGAGAGGUUAAUCAAGGCAUAGCACAGCUCUACGACCAGUCGUCUGGUGUCUGGGAGGACAUAUGGGGAGACCACAUGCAUUACGGGUUCUGCGACCCGGUUUCCGGGACUGAUUCGGAUCACCGGGCUGCCCAGAUACGAAUGAUACAAGAGGCCCUCAGUUUUGCCGGCGUUUCGGAGGACCCAGGAAAAAGGCCAAAGAAUGCGCUUGAUGUUGGGUGUGGGAUAGGAGGCACCACCAAGUACAUAGCAAGGAAAUAUGGAGCCAAAUGCAUAGGCAUCAACCUUAGUCCCAUCCAAAUCCAGAGGGCCAAUGCUCUUGCUGCAGCUGAAGGAUUAGCUGACAAGGUUUCCUUUCAAGUUGCAGAUGCAUUAGAGCAGCCAUUUUCAGAUGGGCAGUUUGAUCUGGUUUUGUCAAUUGAGUGUGGAGAGUAUAUUGCUGACAAAAGAAAGUUUGCUGCUGAGUUGGCUAGAGUUACAGCCCCAGGGGGCACAAUUGUCAUACAAUCAUUUUGUCACAGGGAUCUUGGCCCUUCUGAAGAAUCUCUGCAGCCAUGGGAGCUGAAGCGUCUUAAAAAGAUAUAUGAUGGUUUCCAAAUUCAGGGAUAUUGUUCUACUGCUGAUUAUGUCAACUUUUUCGAGUCCCUCUCUCUUCAAGUAAUUACUUUCUUAAAUUUGGCUAAAACUCACUUGAAUCAGUCUCUAAUCAACCCCCACCAGCCUUUGAAACCUUGA
Dovyalis caffra is the source of this 930-nucleotide messenger RNA. The record is from the annotation of a GenBank genome assembly. NCBI's taxonomy places the organism in Eukaryota, Viridiplantae, Streptophyta, Magnoliopsida, Malpighiales, Salicaceae.